CGAUGUUAUAGUCCACGGUUUAUAAACAAGAAUAUACGCGUUUUAAUUCACAGAGUUAAAAGUUGUGCUGCGGAUUCUUUUGUUUUUUCAUCUGUGAUGAAGGAAGGUCAUGUUGUUCAUAACCUGUAUGUGAAUGAGUGUAGUGAUAAUUUUUGCGUGUGAUUUAGUCAUGUAUACUCUGGUACAUGUUUCCGUAGAAUUAUAGAGGAUUCGAAGGUUAAUUAUGAGUUCCAAGAAAGUUUCUUACUUUUAUAACCCUGAUGUUGGGAACUUCCAUUAUGGCCCGGGACAUCCAAUGAAACCACAUAGAUUGGCAGUUAUCCAUAGUCUUGUUCUCAAUUAUGGUUUGUAUAAGAAAAUGCAGAUAUAUAGACCAUAUCGAGCAAGUGCUCAUGAUAUGUGCAGAUUCCACUCUGACGAAUAUAUCGAAUUUCUUCAGCGAGUGACUCCCCAGAAUUUGCAGGGCUUCACGAAGUACUUAAGUCAUUUCAACGUCGGUGAUGACUGUCCCGUGUUUGAAGGUUUGUUUGACUUCUGCUCAAUGUACACAGGAGCGUCUUUGGAAGGGGCCAUGAAACUGAACAAUAAUUGUUGCGAUAUAGCUAUAAAUUGGUCAGGUGGUUUACAUCAUGCGAAGAAGUUCGAAGCAUCAGGAUUCUGUUAUGUGAAUGACAUAGUGAUUGCAGUUCUAGAGUUGCUAAAGUACCAUGCUCGGGUGUUAUACAUCGAUAUAGACGUUCAUCAUGGGGAUGGCGUUCAGGAAGCAUUCUACCUCACCGAUCGAGUCAUGACAGUGUCGUUCCACAAAUAUGGAAACUACUUUUUCCCUGGGACAGGUGAUAUGUACGAAGUUGGUGCGGAAAGUGGACGCUACUAUUCUGUCAAUGUUCCCCUGAAGGAAGGCAUUGAUGAUGUGAGCUAUGUGCAAGUAUUCAAACCUGUAAUCUCCAGUGUGAUGGAAUUCUACCAACCAACAGCAAUUGUGCUGCAGUGUGGGGCAGAUUCACUUGCCAAUGACAGAUUAGGUUGCUUCAGUCUCAGCACAAAGGGACAUGGGGAGUGUGUGAAGUUUGUGCGUGACUUGAAUGUGCCUCUCCUGGCUGUGGGCGGCGGAGGGUACACUCUUCGUAACGUAGCCCGCUGCUGGACAUAUGAGACUUCUCUGUUGGUAGAUGAGGCUAUAAGCAAUGAACUUCCAUACACUGAAUAUUUGGAGUAUUUUGCCCCUGAUUUCACACUGCACCCAGAUGUUGUCUCACGCCAGGACAAUGCCAACAGCAAGCAGUACCUUGAGACUAUCACGAAACAUGUGUACGACAACCUCAAGAUGUGUCAGCACUCUCCCAGUGUUCAGAUGCACGAUGUUCCUGGCGAUGCAUUUCCCUCCCAAGAUGGUGGUGGCCACGAUGAGACAGACCCUGACGUUCGGGUGAGUCAGGCAGAUGAGGAUCGACGCGUUGAGCCAACCAAUGAGUUCUAUGAUGGAGAUAAGGACCAGGAUAAGGUUGGGGACGAGGCCUCUUGAAGCAUGUCAGCCGUGGUGAUUGGUACUGCAAGGAAUGUGUUGAUAUCUACGCAAGUGAAGUGUGAGCUGCCAAAGGCUGUCGGCAUCAAAUUUAAAAUUUGGCACCUUCCAACAAAAUACAAAUUCAGUUUUCAUGCAUUUUUAUGCUCUGUACAUUUAUGUAGAAUGCUCUGAUUAACGUACAGGAUGGAGUGUUUCCU
This is a messenger RNA of Zootermopsis nevadensis, 1725 nucleotides long. The record is from RefSeq and is a predicted model, not a curated record. NCBI's taxonomy places the organism in Eukaryota, Metazoa, Arthropoda, Insecta, Blattodea, Termopsidae.